CGGCGGCGGCGGCGGCGGCGGCGCCUUGAGGAGCAGCCACGGGGAGGCAGCUGCCGCUCGUCGGUGAGUAUCUGGGAAGCGCCACCAUGACGUUUCGUAAGAAGGGCACCAAGAACCCCCCAGUCCUGAGCCAGGAAUUCAUCCUGCAGAAUCAUGCGGACCUUGUCGCCUGUGUGGGGAUGUUCUUCGUGCUGGGGCUCAUGUUCGAGGGAACAGCAGAAGUGUCGAUCGUUUUUAUUACUCUCCAGCACGGUGUUACCUUCCCUGCCGAAGAAGCAGAAGAAAGAGCCACAGCACCUAAGUUCCUUUAUCAUUAUGGUGCCAAAGAUUUGGCCACAGUGUUCUUCUACAUGCUGGUGGCAAUCAUCAUUCACGCCACUAUUCAAGAGUAUGUCUUGGAUAGAAUUAACAGGCGAAUGCAGUUCCCCAAACCGAAACAAAGCAAAUUUAACGAAUCUGGUCAGUUUAGUGUAUUCUUCCUUGUCUCUUGUAUUUGGGGCACAUUCAUUCUACUCUCUGAAAACUGCCUGUCAGACCUGUCUCUCUUAUGGAGGGCUCAUCCCAAUAACAUGAUGACAUUUCAGAUGAAGUUUUUCUAUAUCUCACAGUUGGCUUACUGGUUUCACGCCUUUCCUGAACUCUACUUCCAGAGAAUCAAACCUCAAGAUCUCUCCCAGCAAGUUGUCUACGUUGGUCUUCACCUCUUUCACAUUGCGGGAGCUUACCUCUUGUACUUGAAUCACCUGGGACUUCUUCUUUUGAUGAUGCAUUAUUUUGUGGAAUUCCUUUCCCACUUUUGCGACCUGUUUUAUUUUAGCGAUGAAAAGUACCAGAAAGAGUUUUCUCUGUGGGCCAUUGUGUUUAUUUUGGGUCGACUCGUGACUUUAAUAGUUUCUGUGAUCACUGUUGGUUUUCACCUGGCUGGAGGGCAGAAUGGGAAUUCGGAUGGCACUACCGAAGAUGUGAACGUGUUGGCAGCUAAAAUUGCUGUUCUGUCAUCCAGUUGCACUAUCCAAGCGUACAUAACAUGGAAUUUAUUUAAUGUUCAGCUUCAGAGGUGGAUGGAAGAAGAUGCUCCUCUUCAGGCCCCAAGUGUGAAGAAGAAACGGACUAAGGGCAGGUUUUCUAGAAAAGGAACAGAAAAUGGUGUGGCAACUUCAAAUAGAGUAGACUCUCCCCAUAUGAGGAAAGAAAAAUCUUCAUAA
Molecule: messenger RNA, 1205 nt
Organism: Eubalaena glacialis (North Atlantic right whale)
Lineage: Eukaryota; Metazoa; Chordata; Mammalia; Artiodactyla; Balaenidae
Gene: TRAM1L1
Product: translocation associated membrane protein 1 like 1
Exons: 1
Coding region: 87-1205 (372 amino acids)
Biological process (GO): protein insertion into ER membrane; SRP-dependent cotranslational protein targeting to membrane, translocation
Cellular component (GO): endoplasmic reticulum membrane
Source: RefSeq, a predicted model, not a curated record